GGGAGCGUGACAUGCGAGUGAGUGUGUACCGCACCAACCAUGGCGUCGUGCGUUUCUGUGUGACAGGCAGGUUUUAGCUUCUGGAAAAAAAACAUCGCCACUGGACUGAGAUCUUUUGCUGUCGUGCCACGGCGGGGGCCAACAGGUGAAGAUGGGGUCCCGAAUCAAGGAGAGUCCCGAGUCCACCUUUGAGGUGUAUCUGGAGGUGGCCCUCCCAGGCAAGCACAGCUCCGGGCCGGAGGUGCAGAGGCAGUUCCCUGAGGAUUACGCUGAGCAGGAAACUCUUCAGACGGUGCCAAAGUUCUGCUUCCCCUUCAGCAUGGACAGUCUGACGAUCAACCAGGUCGGCCAGAACUUCACCUUUGUGUUGACCGAUAUUGAGAGCAUGCAGAGGUUUGGCUUCUGUCGGCUGUCUUCAGGGGCACACACCUGCUACUGCAUCCUCAGCUACCUGCCCUGGUUUGAGGUUUUCUACAAGCUGCUCAACAUCCUGGCAGACUACACCGUCAAAGCCCAGGAAAGCCAGUUACAGGAGCUCCUGGUGUCGCUUCUCACACUCCCCAUUCCUGAGCCCGGAGUCCCGGUUCACCUCGGCGUGCAUUCUUUCUUCACUGUGCCUGGCACGAGGGAACUUCCCAGCAUCCCUGAAAAUAGAAACCUAACAGAGUACUUUGUAGCAGUAGAUGUCAAUAACAUGCUUCAUCUGUACGCUAGUAUGCUUUACGAACGUCGAAUCCUCAUCUGCUGUAGCAAACUAAGCACUUUAACGGCCUGUGUUCAUGGCUCAGCAGCCAUGUUGUACCCCAUGCACUGGCAGCACGUUUACAUUCCUGUCCUUCCUCAGCAUUUGCUUGACUACUGCUGUGCCCCGAUGCCAUACCUUAUUGGAGUACAUUCCAGCCUGAUGGAGAAAGUUCGCGGGAUGGCUCUAGAUGACGUGGUGGUCCUAAAUGUGGACACGAACACGCUGGAAAGCCCUUACGAUGACCUCCAAAGUCUGCCCAACGAUGUGGUUUCAUCUUUAAAAAGUCGUCUGAAGAAGGUUUCUGCAACUACGGGCGACGGUGUGGCCCGAGCCUUCCUCAAGAGUCAGGCGGCUCUGUUUGGCAGCUACAGGAACGCCCUGCAGAUCGAGUCGGGAGAGCCAAUCACGUUUAACGAGGAAACUUUCAUCAACCAUCGCUCCAGUGCUAUGAGACAGUUUCUUCAGAAUGCCAUUCAGCUCCAGUUCUUCAAACAGUUUAUCGAUGGCCGUUUGGACCUGCUGAACUCAGGAGAGGGCUUUAACGACAUCUUUGAAGAAGAGAUCAGUAUGGGAGAAUACGCAGGCAGUGAUAAGACCUACCACCAGUGGCUGUUCACAGUAAAGAAAGGGGGCGGAGCUAUCUUCCAGACAGUGAAGACCAAGGCAAACCCGGCAAUGAAGACCGUCUACAAGCUGGCCAAAGAUCACGCAAAAAUGCGCAUAAGGGAAGUCAAAAGCCGGCUGAAACAGAAGAGAAAGCGUGCAGCCUCCCUCCCCCUGCCCUUCCUCCUGCAGUACUACCACUCCUUUCACCCAGACCAGCCUCCUCCUCCCUGUGCCCCCCCUUUGCAGGAGCAGGUGGAGAAUGGCUUUUCCACCACGGAGUCGGUGGUCAUUAACGAUGAUGCUCCUGGCGGCUUCACCUCCCCCACUGGUGCGUUCACAGGGGAGGGAUCACUCCCGUCCUGGGACGGCCAUCGACCCAUCACUGUGCACUUUGGACAGACUCGGCCACCGACGCUGUUGAAGAGACCGAGCAGCAAUAUGAGUCUGGAAAGCUCCUCUGACCACUCUGUGCGGCCCACUCGCCACUACACAGUGUUUCUGUCUGAGGAUUCGUCCGGUGACGAGCUCCAAUACGACGACGGCACUAUCUCUGGCUUUCCCGACAGCUUGCUCUUCCCCGUCCCUUUCGAUUGGUCGCCUCUGCCGCAGCCGUACCGCUCCCUGAAGGAAGUGGAGUUGAUGGAAGGGGACGACCCUGGAUUUGGGGCGGAGAGCCACACGGCUCCUCCCAGUCCGGUUACUGAAAAGUUCUCCAACAUCAACCUGCUGGGCGACAUUUUUGGGUGCCAAGACGAGCCUGACAGCCAACCGAUCACCUUGGCUAAAAGCCUGGAAGACCUGAGAACCCCCAAAGACCCAGAGGAGCUGCAAGCCAAGUUCACCUACCAGUUUAUGGACCUGAGUGUGAGUGAAAAUUCCCGAACGCUUCCCGGUCUCAAGCUGUCCAACCCUUACAACAAGUUGAGUCCCGCAGGACCAGACAAACCCGUCCGGGCCGUCUGUGGGCCCGCCGCCUCCGACGGCCCCCUGUCUGUCCAGCUUCCUGCCCAGACAGAGGUCCGCUCUCCGGCCCGCGAGGGUUCCAGCGCCGCCACCCACACCUCCUCGGACCCCUCGGCCUCGGCCAACAUCACCAUUCCCCGUCCUCAUGGGAGGAAGACGCCUGAGCUGGGCAUCGUCCUGGCACCCCCCGGGGCCCAGUCGCGCCCCAAACCCGUGGGACUCGGUGAGGGAAGGACUACGUCAGGGGGGAAAGAGUUCAGGCAAGCUCUGAGCAUGACCAAAGACGAGCUCCUUCUGAUGCCGAGCCAGGCGGCCGAGGACAGUCUGGAUCUGAUCAGCCUUCUGGACCCGCUGAGAAGCUCGGCGGCCGGCUCCCCCGCGCUGGCCGACCACGGAGACAUUAGUACACCGGCCUGCAAACCAGCACUUCCCCCCAGAGCCUACCCGCAGGGCCUGCCUCCGUUCACACUGCAUCCUCACAUAUCACUGAACCCUUUUGCACAGUCUUUGCAGCACUACUCCCCCACUGUGGGCGGGAACCCCUUCGGGGCGGUGCACAGGCCUCCGCCGGGCUCUUACAUGCACUCUCCAUCCCAGCCGCAGUCCCUUUCUGCACUACCGGGUCUCUACCGACACCAUCCCCCAGGGGGCGUGGGCCUGCCGCGGCCAGCCUUCCCCUCCUCGGUCAGCUCCCUGCCCCCUCCCUCUGACGCUCUCCCCUCAUCCUUAUUCAGCACCUCCACCGCCACGCUGGAAAACCCGCUUCAGGCACAAGGAGACAGCCGGAAGCCGGACGAUCCGUUCGGUGACCUGCUCAACCUGGUCAGACCAGCCGCGCCACAGAAAAAGAAGGUGGAAGACCUUCGGAGGAAGUGGGAGACCUUUGACUGAGUUUCUGCUCAGGGGCGCCCCCCUCUGUCACAGCUCUGUCGGCGCUCUCUGCUGCUCUCAGUGAUGCAUCACCUCUGAUAGCAGCCCAGUCUGCCGUUGCACUUCCAGAUGUGCCAGAACAAAGACGGGUCUAUGCUCCCUCCGUAACAGCGUCUGUAUCCGUGGUGAUGCGGAGCCUGAGGUCUCUGAACGCACCUCAGCUCACAAACUGACCAUAAUUCAGGAUGUCACCUGAUCAUCCGGAGCGCCGCCUGCUGAGUCGCGUCUAGCUUUUAUUGUUACUGAUGUCAGAUUGUAAGCCAACUAAAGGAAUUCAAAAACACCACCAGUCGACGUGACCAAGACGUCCGUAGGGGAGCUCUGUUCGGUCGUCAUAGGGACGUUUCUUUAUGGAGCGUAAAUGGAGAAUAGCUGGUGUCAGAACAUCCACUAGAACCUAAAUUAGUCCACUUGUUUAGAACCAAUCCACAUCCACAGCAGUUCUCACGCCCACAUAAGCGUUGUUGUUUGCACUGUCGUCAGGUUUUUUUAAUCAUGCACAUUUAAUCAUCUGGCUGAUUAUUAAAUGUGACCGAGGCGAGCCAGGAAAGGGUACGGUCAUGUGACCGAGGCGAGCCAGGAAAGAGAACGGACAUGUGACCGAGGCGAGCCAGGAAAGGGAAUGAUCAUGUGACCGAGGCGAGCCAGGAAAGGGAAUGAUCAUGUGACCGAGGCGAGCCAGGAAAGGGAAUGAUCAUGUGACCGAGGCGAGCCAGGAAAGGGUACGGUCAUGUGACCGAGGCGAGCCAGGAAAGGGAAUGAUCAUGUGACCGAGGCGAGCCAGGAAAGAGAACGGACAUGUGACCGAGGCGAGCCAGGAAAGGGAAUGAUCAUGUGACCGAGGCGAGCCAGGAAAGGGAAUGAUCAUGUGACCGAGGCGAGCCAGGAAAGGCAACGAUCAUGUGACCGAGGCGAGCCAGGAAAGGGAACGAUCAUGUGACCGAGGCGAGCCAGGAAAGGCAACGAUCAUGUGACUGAGGCGAGCCAGGAAAGGGAACAGUCAUGUGACCGAGGCGAGCCAGGAAAGGGAACAGUCAUGUGACUGUGGCGAGCCAGGAAAGGGAAUGAUCAUGUGACCGAGGCGAGCCAGGAAAGGGAAUGAUCAUGUGACCGAGGCGAGCCAGGAAAGGGAACGAUCAUGUGACCGAGGCGAGCCAGGAAAGGCAACGAUCUUGUGACUGAGGCGAGCCAGGAAAGGGAACGAUCAUGUGACCGAGGCGAGCCAGGAAAGGCAACGAUCAUGUGACCGAGGCGAGCCAGGAAAGGGAACGAUCAUGUGACCGAGGCGAGCCAGGAAAGGCAACGAUCAUGUGACCGAGGUGAGCCAGGAAAGGGAACGAUCAUGUGACCGAGGCGAGCCAGGAAAGGCAACGAUCAUGUGACUGAGGCGAGCCAGGAAAGGGAACAGUCAUGUGACUGAGGCGAGCCAGGAAAGGGAAUGAUCAUGUGACCGAGGCGAGCCAGGAAAGGGAAUGAUCAUGUGACCGAGGCGAGCCAGGAAAGGGAAUGAUCAUGUGACCGAGGCGAGCCAGGAAAGGCAACGAUCAUGUGACCGAGGCGAGCCAGGAAAGGGAACGAUCAUGUGACCGAGGCGAGCCAGGAAAGGCAACGAUCAUGUGACUGAGGCGAGCCAGGAAAGGGAACAGUCAUGUGACCGAGGCGAGCCAGGAAAGGGAACAGUCAUGUGACCGAGGCGAGCCAGGAAAGGGAACGAUCAUGUGACCGAGGCGAGCCAGGAAAGGGAACGGUCAUGUGACCGAGGCGAGCCAGGAAAGGGAAUGAUAAUGUGACCGAGGCGAGCCAGGAAAGGCAACGGUCAUGUGACUGAGGCGAGCCAGGAAAGGGAACAGUCAUGUGACCGAGGCGAGCCAGGAAAGGGAACGAUCAUGUGACCGAGGCGAGCCAGGAAAGGCAACGGUCAUGUGACUGAGGCGAGCCAGGAAAGGGAACAGUCAUGUGACCGAGGCGAGCCAGGAAAGGGAACAGUCAUGUGACCGAGGCGAGCCAGGAAAGGGAACGAUCAUGUGACCGAGGCGAGCCAGGAAAGGGAACGGUCAUGUGACCGAGGCGAGCCAGGAAAGGGAAUGAUAAUGUGACCGAGGCGAGCCAGGAAAGGGAACGAUCAUGUGACCGAGGCGAGCCAGGAAAGGCAACGGUCAUGUGACUGAGGCGAGCCAGGAAAGGGAAUAAUCAUGUGACCGAGGCGAGCCAGGAAAGGGAAUGAUCAUGUGACCGAGGCGAGCCAGGAAAGGCAACGAUCAUGUGACCGAGGCGAGCCAGGAAAGGGAACGAUCAUGUGACCGAGGCGAGCCAGGAAAGGGAAUGAUCAUGUGACCGAGGCGAGCCAGGAAAGGGAAUGAUCAUGUGAUCGAGGCGAGCCAGGAAAGAGAACGGACAUGUGACCGAGGCGAGCCAGGAAAGGGUACGGUCAUGUGACUGUGGCGAGCUAGGAAAGGGAAUGAUCAUGUGACCGAGGCGAGCCAGGAAAGGGUACGGUCAUGUGACCGAGGCGAGCCAGGAAAGGGAACGAUCAUGUGACCGAGGCGAGCCAGGAAAGGGAAUGAUCAUGUGACCGAGGCGAGCCAGGAAAGGGUACGGUCAUGUGACUGAGGCGAGCCAGGAAAGGGAACAGUCAUGUGACCGAGGCGAGCCAGGAAAGGCAACGGUCAUGUGACUGAGGCGAGCCAGGAAAGGGAACAGUCAUGUGACCGAGGCGAGCCAGGAAAGGGAAUGAUCAUGUGACCGAGGCGAGCCAGGAAAGGGUACGGUCAUGUGACCGAGGCGAGCCAGGAAAGGGUACGGUCAUGUGACUGAGGCGAGCCAGGAAAGGGUACGGUCAUGUGACCGAGGCGAGCCAGGAAAGGGAAUGAUCAUGUGACCGAGGCGAGCCAGGGAAGGGAACAGUCAUGUGACCGAGGCGAGCCAGGGAAGGGAACGGUCAUGUGACCGAGGCGAGCCAGGAAAGGGAACGAUCAUGUGACUGAGGCGAGCCAGGGAAGGGAACGAUCAUGUGACCGAGGCGAGCCAGGAAAGGGAACGAUCAUGUGACUGAGGCGAGCCAGGAAAGGGAACGAUCAUGUGACUGAGGCGAGCCAGGGAAGGGAACGAUCAUGUGACCGAGGCGAGCCAGGAAAGGGAACGAUCAUGUGACUGAGGCGAGCCAGGGAAGGGAACGGUCAUGUGACCGAGGCGAGCCAGGGAAGGGAACGGUCAUGUGACCGAGGCGAGCCAGGAAAGGGAACGCUGGAGAGCAGAGCAGCGUCACCUGGGUCAUCUGGGAGAAAAGUAAAUAAAUACAUCCACUAAAGACCAGGUGGGGCGGGCGAACGUCCCCGACAAAACCGGUUGUGACUUCAUCAGGUGACGUCAUGUAUUUAAUAAUCCACAUUUAUUGAAAGAAUGAAACUGGCACGCAAAAAGAAAAACUCUCAGGUCAGAAUCAGGAUGCCCUCGAUCAAUAAACUGAUCAUUUUAUGCUUUUUAACCACAUUUAGUACCAUGGGGAUACUUCUGGCCCAGAAUCUCUGCGUUCUCAUCCUCCCUCUUUUCAUCCCCCGUCGAUCAGCCUGUUUCUAACUGCUCUUCACAUCCAUGUCCACGUUGCGACCAGGUCCUGAAGACGAAGCUGCAGUAGAGCUGAAGUGAUAGGAUUGACAUACUUUUACCUCAGACUCACAGUUUUUCUUUUAUAAAUUCAGAUUUACAGUUUUUUUGCUUUGAAUUUUCCUCCCGCUCUGCCCCUAAUCUACGUUUAAUGACUUCCCAGCAGCUGUAUGAGACCUGCCUGUGUUUACAGAUGACUUCAGCAGAUACACUCAACUCCUCUAAUCCUCCCUAAACGCUUCACACCGCCCCAACCCCCCCACGACCGCUCCAACCCCCCCCCGCGGCCAUAUGCUCUCCACACAAGAACCAGCCAUAUUUCUAAAAUAGCAAACUCAUCUUUAGUUUCUGGACCAUUAGCGUGUGGACAGUUUUAUCUUCUGGUGUGGGUCCUGGCUCUGACGGGACCUCAUGAUCUCACUCAUCCGGAUGCUCAAUGAGGACCAAUCCAGUAGAUUUUGUCAGUACUUUUCUCCCGCUGCUGUUUCCGUAAAUGCAUCAGAGAUGAUGGAUCACAUGUCGCUGCAGACGGUUCUGAUCAGCGGGCGAGAGAAGUGACACCCCUGUGACAGCCCUCUGCUCCCCCCCGGCAUCGGCGCUGCUGCGGAGCAGUCACGUGACCCGACCCGGUCCUGGAGGUCAUGUGACCCGACCCAGUCCUGGAGGUCACGUGACCUGGUCCUGGAGGUCACGUGACCUGGUCCUGGAGGUCAUGUGACCCGGUCCCGGAGGUCACGUGACCCGACCCGGUCCUGGAGGUUAAGUUACCCGGUCCUGGAGGUCAGGUGACCCGGUCCUGGAGGUCACGUGACCCGGUCCUGGAGGUCACGUGACCCGGUCCUGGAGGUCAGGGUGUUGGGUUGUUGCUGCAGCGGCUGCCGCUGGGCUCUCUGGGUCACACGUGACGCCAGCCUUGCUUUAAAACAUGUUCGAUGCCAACAGUUUGCACAUCCGCCUCCCCAACCCUCAGUUGCUGCCACGGCAAUGGACUCUUGGCUGUGGAUCAGUAUCUAUCUCUGUGGAUCAGUAUCUAUCUCUGUGGAUCAGUAUCUAUCUCUGUGGAUCAGUAUCUAUCUCUGUGGAUCAGUAUCUAUCUCUGUAGAUCAGUAUCUAUCUGAAAAGCUGGCUGAAGAAGCUCAACAGUCACACAGCUGCAUAUGUCUCACUGGUGACACCUUCCUGAGUGAAGCUGUUGUUGGUCGCAGCUCGUCUGCUGUAGUUACCAUAGUUACCAUCCCCAUGGCAUGAUGUCGUGCUAACGCUCCAGCCGUAGUGCCCCUGCUGAUGGUCGUGCAGUUUCAUGCAGAUUGCUGGUUUCUGUUGGUCUCCAUGAUGAAUUUCACACCUAUUUGAAUUGAAAAUGUGUUUCCUCUCACUGUUCUUAAAAAAGAAACCCGACACGCCUACAAUGAAGUGUUGCCCCUAAUGAAAUUAUUUUAAACAUGUCUGUCUGAUUAAAUAUGAAGAUUUUGAAA
Messenger RNA from Cololabis saira (Pacific saury), 8322 nucleotides. It is a transcript of the gene dennd1a, whose product is annotated as DENN/MADD domain containing 1A. The record is from RefSeq and is a predicted model, not a curated record. Gene Ontology annotation, biological process: endocytosis; endocytic recycling. NCBI's taxonomy places the organism in Eukaryota, Metazoa, Chordata, Actinopteri, Beloniformes, Belonidae. The transcript is spliced from 23 exons. Gene Ontology annotation, cellular component: cytosol; clathrin-coated vesicle. Bases 152 to 3205 code for a protein of 1017 amino acids. Gene Ontology annotation, molecular function: phosphatidylinositol phosphate binding; guanyl-nucleotide exchange factor activity.